AUGGCACAGACGGGCCGCAGCAAGCUGCAGAAUCAAAGGGCCGGCCUGAACAAUCAGAUCCUGAAAGCCAUGAGGAUGAGGGCCGGAGCUGAGAACCUCCUGAGGGCCACCACCAACAACAAAGUCCGAGACCAAGUCCUCCUGGAGCUCAGCUACGUCAACUCCAACCUGCAGGUGCUCAAGGAGGAGCUCGAGCGGCUCAACAUAUCGGUGGAGGUGUACCAGCACACAGAGCAAACCUCCAGCAUUCCGCUCAUCCCUCUGGGCCUCAAAGAGACAAAAGACGUCGAUUUCACCACGCCGUUCAAGGAUUUCAUCCUGGAGCACUACAGUGAAGACGGUGCUGAUUAUGAAAAUGAACUGGCCGACCUGAUGGACCUCAGACAGGCAUGCCGGACGCCCAGCAGAGACGAAUCUGGAAUAGAUAUGCUAAUAAGUUAUUUCCAACAGCUCGGGUUCAUGGAGAACCGGUUCUUCCCCUCCAGCAGGCACAUGGGGAUCCUCUUCACAUGGUACGACUCAUUCACUGGCGUUCCCAUCAGCCAACCCAACAUCUCUCUCGAGAAAGCCAGCAUUCUCUUCAACAUCGGUGCCCUCUACACUCAGAUCGGAACCCGCUGCAAUAGGCAGACAAAGAGCGGCCUGGAGGAAGCAGUCACCAUGUUCCAGAAAGCUGCAGGAGUUCUCACCUACCUAAAGGAGACCUUCACACACACCCCCAGCUAUGACAUGAGUCCCGCCAUGUUGAGUGCCCUCAUUAAAAUGCUGCUGGCAGAAGCUCAGGAGUGUAACUUCGAGCAGAUGAUCCUGUCCGGGGUCCAGAACGAAUUCUGCACUUUGGCCAAAGUGGCGCAAGAGGCAGCAAAGGUCAGUGAGGUUCACAUGCAAGUGUACAAAGCCAUGAACCAGGCUCCCAUCAAGGAGAACAUGCCCUACUCCUGGUCCGUCAUGGUGCAAGUAAAAGCUGAACAUUACAAAGCACUGGCUAACUAUUUCGUGGCGAUCGUGCUCAUCGAACAUCAGUUGGGUCCACACGAUGAUGAAGACAAGCAGGAGAAGGCCCUGUCCCAGCUCUAUGACCACAUACCAGAAGGACUAACUGCCAUGAAAAUACUUAAAGACAAACAGCAGAGGACACAGCUAGGGAAGGCGCAUCUGUCCAAAGCGCUCGUGUGCCACGAGGAGGCCCUCCGACUCUCCAGUCUCUGCAGCCAGCUGAAGCAGAUCGACGUCUUGCAGGAGAUACUAUCUGCUUUCCACAAGAGGGCGCUGCUGAAAUUCACGCAGCACCAGAAGGAAGACGACUUUCUGAAUUUACUGGUGGCCCCCGAAAUUAUCGGUAAGACGGAAUACAAGGCAGAAAUCAUCUUGCCUCCAGUCUCCAGAGUGAAAGUUAUUGACCUCUUCCAGCGAUUGGGUCCUUUGUCUGUAUUUUCUGCAAAGCAAAGAUGGACAGCCCCAAGGAAAGUCCACUUAACUCUUGAAGAUGGUGAUUUGGGCUUCGUUUUAAAGGGUGACUGUCCAGUUCAGAUAACUUCGCUGGAUCCCCUCUGUCCAGCCGCAGGUGCUGGAGUGAAGGAAGGCGAUUACAUUGUAGCAGUGGAAGAGCGGGACUGCAAAUGGUGCUCCGUAAACGAGGUUAUGGACAUGCUAAAAGGAAUCGGGGAAGAAGGGAAGGAGAUCAGAGUGAUCAGCAUUCAGGAUCAGACGUCCAGCAUGCAUAACAAAAGUGCCACUUACUCCGCGGGAAUGCAGAAGACGUACUCGCUGGUUUGCCUUAACGUGGACGACGACAAAAGCGUCAAAACGCAAAAGGCGACGAAGAAGCUCUCCUUCCUCAGCUGGGGCUUCAGGAACCGCCAAAAAGCAGCCAGCACCCUCUGCCUCCCGACCGCCACCACGGGGAAACCCGAUUCCAGCAAAUUGUUCCUUUCGCCGUACAACACCUUGGCGUCUGACAGCGGGAUGUACUGA
This is a messenger RNA of Staurois parvus, 1974 nucleotides long. Lineage: Eukaryota; Metazoa; Chordata; Amphibia; Anura; Ranidae. The record is from the annotation of a GenBank genome assembly.